UUUAAACAACUCUGUGUUCACACUGUGAUCAGACUUUAAAUGUACCUGUGACUUUAAAUCGGUUCCUUAUAACGAUCUGCAUAGCUUCUAUAACUGGCUGACAGAGAUUAUAUGCGCACUUCUGAUUGGCUGCUUGGAAACAUUUGCUCGCUUCUGAUUGGUUAGUUGAAAGCGGUCACUUUUGUUACUUCCCCAUUUUCAAGUGUCAUUCAGAUCAUGAGACUGCCGCGGUUGAGUUUUCCUGCACGUCCAGACCACAAAGUACUCUUUCAAAUCUAAAUCCUCAUCCACUGGUUAAACAGGUACGAGAUGAAUCCAUUUCUUCAUGAGGUGCCGCUUUUCUUAAACCUGAUCAGCCUCAUUUCAGGACUGCACUUUUCAACACCGCCUCUUUCCCGGGUGCCUUUCCUAACUGUGUGGAACGCUCCUACCACCAACUGUCUCUCUAAAUUUGGCGUGGACCUCGACUUGGGCACGUUCAACAUUGCCCAGAACAAGAACCAGACCUUUAUGGGUGAAAACAUAACCAUCUUUUACUCUGAAAAGCUUGGUCUGUAUCCCAGGUACACCGGUCAAGGAGUCGCUAUCAAUGGCGGGGUGCCGCAGAACGCCAGUCUUGAUGAACAUCUCAGAGUGGCCUCUCAAAAUAUCCGCACCUUGAUCCCUGACAAUGAUUUUCAGGGUCUGGCAGUGGUGGACUGGGAGAGCUGGAGACCUGCAUGGGAGAGAAACUGGGACAGUAAGCAGGUGUACCAGUUGGAAUCGAAAGCACUGGUGAGGUCCAAGCAUCCAGACUGGAGCCCUCCACAGGUAGACGCUGCAGCUCAGUUGGAGUUUGAGAGCGGUGGGAGGAAGUUCAUGGAGGAAACACUGAAACUCGCUCAGCAAGAGAGACCAAAUGGGCUGUGGGGUUAUUAUGGUUUCCCCAGCUGCUACAACUACUUCAACGAAAAACAAAGCAAAAACUACACGGGGGAGUGCCCUCCUGUGGAGUUGAAGAGGAACAACGAGCUGUUGUGGUUGUGGAACGUGUCCUCUGCUCUUUUUCCUGACAUCUACCUGAGCCUCGAGAUGCGACACCUCGACAGAGAAGCGCUCCUCUACACCCACCACCGCAUCAUGGAGGCCAUGAGACAUCCAUCAACAUCGGCCGUCUUCCCGUACGCUCGCAUCGUUUACACGUACACGUUAGAUUUCCUCUCUCAGGAGCACCUGGUCUACACCAUCGGAGAGAGCGCUGCUUUAGGAUCUGCCGGGGUGGUGCUUUGGGGCGACAUUGCCUUCGCCAAGUCUGAGGCCUCUUGUAAUACUAUAAAAUCCUACAUCGACGAGACUAUGGGUCCUUACCUGGUGAACGUGACAGCGGCGGCCAUCCUUUGCAGCCAGACCAUUUGUUCCUCUCACGGAAGAUGCCAGCGGAAGAACCCCACCUCAAGGGCCUACCUCCACCUGGACCCUGCCGAGUGGAAGGUGGUGCCCAAGAAGCAGACGGCAAAGAGACGGCAGAACUACAAUGUUUUAGGACAGAUGACAACACACGGGGUAAAGUUCAUGAUGUCUGAGUUUCUGUGCAGGUGUUUCCCGGGGUGGAGCGGUGAGAGCUGCUCCCAACCAAUUCAUGGAUAAAAGACUUGUCAUGAGGGAGAAUUAAGGGUUUUCUUAACUCAAAUCUUUUUAUGUUUCUUUGCUUUAAAUGGGAAAUAAUUUAGAUUAAAUCCCCAUUAAACAAUGUAAGCAUACUAAUAACAUAAUACUAUAAACGGGUAAAGAAUGUUGUUUAAUUGCAUAAAAUGUGUCCAGAUCUCAGCUUAAAGACUGUCUGAAAUUUCACUCUCAGUCCACUCAACAUGUUGCUUAUUGUUUACUAUGAUGUUUGAGCUUCACUGUGCAGAAUUAUGUGUGUGCAGGGUUUGACACUCAAAGACACUGAAGAAGUGUGUCUGCUCAACUUAAAUCUGAGUUGAAUUUGUGUACAUAGAGCAAACUCUCACAAGUCUCUACAUCUUGUAGAGGCUGUUCUGACUAUAUCUUGAAUAAAAACAGAUAAGCACUUCAGUGGCACUUGAAUGGCACUUACUUAUGGUAUCAAGUAUGGUAUCACUUAUGGUAGCACUUAUGGUAUCACUUAUGGUAUCAAGUAUGGUAUCACUUAUGGUAGCACUUAUGGUAUCACUUAUGGUAGCACUUAUGGUAUCAAGUAUGGUAUCACUUAUGGUAGCACUUAUGGUAUCAAGUAUGGUAUCACUUAUGGUAUCAAGUAUGGUAUCACUUAUGGUAUUACUUAUGGUAUCACUUAUGGUAUCACUUAUGGUAUCACUUAUGGUAUCACUUAUGGUAUUACUUAUGGUAUUACUUAUGGUAUCACUUAUGGUAUCAAGUAUGGUAUCACUUAUGGUAUCACUUAUGGUAUUACUUAUGGUAUUACUUAUGGUAUCACUUAUGGUAUCACUUAUGGUAUCACUUAUGGUAUCACUUAUGGUAUUACUUAUGGUAUUACUUAUGGUAUCACUUAUGGUAUCAAGUAUGGUAUCACUUAUGGUAUUACUUAUGGUAUUACUUAUGGUAUCAAGUAUGGUAUCACUUAUGGUAUUACUUAUGGUAUCACUUAUGGUAUCACUUAUGGUAUCACUUAUGGUAUUACUUAUGGUAUCACUUAUGGUAUCACUUAUGGUAUCAAGUAUGGUAUCACUUAUGGUAUCACUUAUGGUAUCACUUAUGGUAUCAAUUAUGGUAAUACUUAUGGUAUCACUUAUGGUAGCACUUAUGGUAUCACUUAUGGUAUCAAGUAUGGUAUCACUUAUGGUAUUACUUAUGGUUUUACUUAUGGUAUUACUUAUGGUAUUACUUAUGGUAUUACUUAUGGUAUCACUUAUGUUAUCAAGUAUGGUAUCACUUAUGGUAUCAAGUAUGGUAUCACUUAUGGUAUUACUUAUGGUAUCACUUAUGGUAUUACUUAUGGUAUUACUUAUGGUAUCACUUAUGGUAUCAAGUAUGGUAUCACUUAUGGUAUCAAUUAUGGUAAUACUUAUGGUAUCACUUAUGGUAGCACUUAUGGUAUCACUUAUGGUAUCAAGUAUGGUAUCACUUAUGGUAUUACUUAUGGUUUUACUUAUGGUAUUACUUAUGGUAUUACUUAUGGUAUCACUUAUGUUAUCAAGUAUGGUAUCACUUAUGGUAUCAAGUAUGGUAUCACUUAUGGUAUCACUUAUGGUAUUACUUAUGGUAUUUUUGUAGUUAUGCUACUUUCUUGAUUCUUGUUGUUCUGAGUUUGUACUCAUGGUUGAUGCACUUAUUGUAAAUCGCUUUGGAUAGAAGCGUCUGCUAAAUGACAUGUAAUGUAAUGUAAUGUAGUUUAACAACAACCACACUACACAAACGUCGAAGCUGCUACACAAGUCAGUCUUUUUCUUUUGACUUUAAGUAUAUACUGCAGCUGCCCUUACAAAGUGCCUAUACUGUUGUGUGUAGUUUGCAAUUAUUUGGGACGUACUUCUUCCUCAUGACAUGACACCCUGUACUUUGACCUCUUGCUUAAAUAUGUACUGCACAAAGGAUUGUGGCCACAACGGCUUCCUGGCUUGCAAAAUGCAACCGGAUGGAGACAGACAUCCUGGUGUUUCGGUCACAGGGCAUUGGAAAUACUAUGUAUUGGGACAUUGGGGCAUUGGGACAUAAAACAUCCUGGUCACAGGGCAUUGGAAAUACUAUGUAUUGGGACAUUGGGACAUAUAACAUAUUUUUUGUUGUGGGAGACAUUGUGGUGGAAGAUGUUCUAUGUCAAUCGGGAAAGGAGAAAUAAAGUCUCUGAAAUCAAA
Molecule: messenger RNA, 3815 nt
Organism: Pseudoliparis swirei
Lineage: Eukaryota; Metazoa; Chordata; Actinopteri; Perciformes; Liparidae
Gene: hyal1
Product: hyaluronidase 1
Exons: 4
Coding region: 310-1626 (438 amino acids)
Biological process (GO): hyaluronan catabolic process; carbohydrate metabolic process
Molecular function (GO): hyalurononglucosaminidase activity
Source: RefSeq, a predicted model, not a curated record